AUGCCGGACGCCGAGGCCAUCCGCCGGCGUUUUGACAAAAUAAACUACGAGGAGCCCAAGACGGCCGAAGACCACCCUUAUGUAGCGGCGUGCCUCCUCUUCGUUUUUGUCUUCUUCUUCGUCUCGGUGCUGAGCACGUUCCUGAACUCGUCGGCGCAGUACCAGAAAGAGCUCGCCGCGGCGGAGGCCAGGAAGAAGGCGAAGAAGGACGAGUGAGCCCACUGAUGCGUCUUCCGCUGAUGCUGAUGGCGUUGGCCGCGUCGGCGCUGCGGCCUUACCCGAACCCCAGGCCGCGCGCAUCGUCGCGGCGCGCCGCGACGUCAUCGCUGGGCUACGACCUCUCGCGCGCCGUCGAGGAUGACCUCGGCGCGCUGCCGCCGCUCUCGCGCGACGUUCUUGCCGGCGGCACGGAGCCGGCGAACCAGGGCGAGACCGCGUGCGGCCUCUACUUCGAGCAGCUGCGGCCAAUUUUCCGCGAGAAACGACCGGCGAUCUUCGCGACGGCGCUGGGAGGCCUGCCCGUGUUUUCAUCUGAGGACGCAUUGGACCUGACCUCGGGCUGGCCCGCGUUCCGGCGACCGAUCGCGCCGGACCACGUCGUAUUAAAACCGGACGGCGACACAGCCUUCGAGUGCCUCUGCGCUCGGUCCGGAGCCCACCUCGGCCACCGCGUGUCGGAAGACUACUACUGCAUCAACGCCGCGGCGCUGGUCGUGCUGCAGCCCGGCGAUGCGUUGCCAAUCGGCGCGGUGCCGGGCGCGCGCGUGGAGGAGUUGCCGCCGGUGCUGGCGGCGGUGCUGGGGGGUAGCGACGACCCGGCGGACUGCGGCGUCAAGGGCCACGCCGUGAUCGUCCACAAGGGCGGCAACCCGACCAGCGACGACCCGUCGGAGGCGCCCGGGGUGCGCGUCGGCUGCUGCGUCCUCGCGUGA
This is a messenger RNA of Pelagomonas calceolata, 932 nucleotides long. The record is from the annotation of a GenBank genome assembly. Lineage: Eukaryota; Pelagophyceae; Pelagomonadales; Pelagomonadaceae.